GGUUCUUUUUCUCUUGGGUAGUAUAUUUUUAUAAUGGAUGUUGCAAUGAACGUUCGGAACGAGGAAGAGUCGGACGAGUGCCUGGAACUUGAUCUCGGCUCACCUUUCAGCUUCAGCCUGGACGGCAUGUCUCUGCUCGGCCAGGGUGUCGAGUCGAACAUGUUAGACCUGUUCAGCCAGGACGUGAACUGUGCGGUGCCCGGAUGUCUGACCGACGAGUCGUCCGGUAAGAUUUUCUUCGACUUUCCGCAAGAAGAGUCGACGUACCAGCGAUGGCUCAUUUACUGCCAGCGUCUGAGCGCUUACGAGGGCAAGCAUAAAGUAGUUAUUAAUAGAGAGUCGAAAAUCUGCUCGGACCAUUUCAGGGCCGAUCAGUUUGUCAAGAAUUCCAAGUGGCUCAAAAAAUCAGCGGCGCCUUGCGUUAACCCAGAACUGCCGGCUGGAGCGUAUUCCCCAUCAUUGAAAAAAAGCGAUUUAACUAAAGAUUCGAAUGAUGAAGAUUCUCAAGAAGACAGCACAGUGAAAAGUCCUAAAGAAAACAUUACAAAAAACAAAACUAAAAACAUUUUCUAUUGUAAAUUAUGCAAUCUUUCUUAUUCAAACCAAGCUGAAUACUUAGAACACAGAUACACGCAUACAGAUUUCAACUGUAUAUGUUCAGCUUGUAAAAGUUCGUAUGAAUGUUCACAGGACUUUAAUAAGCACUGGUCGGAGUCGCACGAAGGCACGCCGGACAAAGAGAUCCAAUGUAAAAAGUGUAAAUUUAUAUUUAAUUCUAUAAUAAUAUACGAUUCUCAUAUCUGUGAUAAUAUCGCCUUCAACCAAAAAAACAUCUGUGAUAUUUGCAAGAAAUCUUUCAUAUCUAAGGUCCAGCUUGAGUUCCACAUGAAGUUUCAUGAAGAGGGCAAGCGUCUGUACUGUGAACUGUGUGGUUUGGUGUUCGAGGAUGAAUCGGCAUUCUACAGGCACAACAGGAUGAAGCACAAAUCACAAAAGUCUUUCUCCUGCGAACCCUGUGACAAGAUGUUCAGCUCGAGGAAAACCCUGAAGCGCCAUUUUAACAGGAAACAUAAAGAAGACUUUCCUUGCGAUUGCUGCGACGGCGUUUUCAAAUCAAAACAAGAGCUUGAAAACCAUACGAGCCGUCUGCACAAAAUCGAAGAAGAAGCGUACAGCUGUACGAUAUGCAGGGAGGCGUUUCCAAGCGCGUCCUUCGGCAUAAUUCAUGCGAAAACUAGGCACAAUGUUACAACAGAAAACCCUUACCUCGUUGCCCCAGUGAGUAUCAAAAGGGUCUUGAUCUGCGAAUACUGCGAAAAAUGUUUUGCCGAGAAAUCCUUAUUGAACAGGCACAAGCUUUCGCACGAUUACGAAAACCCUUAUGAGUGUAAGUUCUGCACUCUGACCUUCAGCACACGAGCUGAGUACAAUCUGCACAGGGGUUUUCAUAUUGACUCGGACAUACCUUUCGAGUAUAGCAUCAAUUUUAAACUGUGUCUGACCUAUUUGUGCGAAUACUGCGAAAGGUUUUUCUACUGCUUUUCCACGUUGUCAGAACACAUGGCGAUCCACUACCAACUGGAACCGUACAUUUGUAGAAACUGUGAUAUGAAGUUUAAAUCUUUGGAAGAAGCGUGCAAACACAGGUCGAGUCAUUUCCAGUACGAAACGAACAACAGGAAGAUCAGUAAGCCUUACGAGUGUCAUUAUUGCACAAAAUCUUUCGUCCUCAGGAGUAUUUUAAUUGACCAUAUUAGGAAACACACGGGCGAGAAGCCUUUUAUCUGCGACCAGUGCGGGAAAGGGUUUUCGCAGAGUUCUUCACUCUACACACACAGGAAAUUCCACUCGAAUGAGCGCCCUUAUUCAUGUGAUUUUUGCUCGAAGACUUUCAUAUUGAAAGGUGACAGGGAUUCCCAUGUCAGGGCGCAUUCGGGCGAACGGCCUUACAUCUGCGAGUUCUGCGCCAAGGGCUUUAUGACCCAGGGUGUGUACAGCCAGCACAGGCGGAUCCACACCGGCGAGAGGCCUUACAAGUGCGAGACAUGCGACAUGGCGUUUAAACGCUCCUACGCGCUUACCCUCCACAAACGGAUCCACACCGGAGAAAAGCCCAACACGUGCAACUUCUGCGGAAAGAGCUUCAGGCUACGCGGCGAUCUCACUCGACACUUGAAGGUUCAACAUCAACAAUUAAGAAACUCUGGGACAGCCGAAAGAACUAGUUUCAAAUAUCGAUUUUCCGGGUUCGGGGUCCGUUGGAAAAGUGUUUUUCCACCUGGAACGGGAUGGAUCAGUGGGCCGAGGUCCGUGUACUCGUCUACCCCCACCAUACAUCCUGGAAGUGAUCAAUGCACCACGCACUUUCUCUACGCGAUCAAGUUAUAUUUUUUUCCACGGCGAGAUCUAGUCUUUUCCCCGUCAAUUUUUCCCCGUUUAUUUAAUUUGAAAUCUCCCCAGAUGAAACUCGUCGUGAAAAAUAAUCUGGGCGAGACGGUCUCACUCCAGAUCCGGCCAGAGGACACUUUUGUCGAUUUAAAGGAGAGGGUCGAAGAUGAAGCAGGCAUCUCUUUGGAUUUGAACGACAUCCCGACCAACGGAAAAAGGAUAAUAGACACGCAAAAAGUCAUCGAGUAUUUCAUCAACCAAGACCCGGAGGAGACUCUCCAGGAAGAGGCGGAUGUCCAGUGCGCCGUUCCAGGAUGCAACAACAGCAAAAUAACGACACCGGACAAGGUAUUUUUCGAUUUUCCCCAGUUGCCCCAGGAAGAGACGAGAUGCCAUCAAUGGGUCUUGUACUGCCAGAGGUUGAGCAUGGCUUCGGGUAAACACAGGAUGAACUUGACUCAGGAGUCGGCAAUCUGCUCUGACCAUUUCAGGAGUGAUCAGUUUGUCAAAAACACGACCACCCUGUUGAAGAGGACGGCAGUCCCUUGCAUCAACCCGGAGCUCGUAAGGAUAGGCGACUUCGUCUCGCCUGCACAGUUUCCCAAGCUUGCACCACCUGAGACGACCCAGCCUCACGUGGUGACGAUGCUCCAUUGCCGACUAUGCGCCCAAAAAUGCCCUGAUUUUGUCUACCUCUAUGGAACAGAAGGUAAGAAGAUCCGCCUCGCCGAAAAGAUCAACGCCUGCCUGCCGAUCAAAGUCCAGAUGACGGACGGUCUGCCCAAGCAGGUCUGCAAGUCCUGCGUACAAGAAGUAGAGAGCUUAUUUAACUACGGCCAGGUGUGUUGUAACGCAGAUGACGAGUUGAAAUCCAUGUCAGAAAAGGGCAGUCUCAUUGACGACAAGCAUCCUUGUGACGCAGAGUCAUGCCCGCUAUGUGUCGAAGGCGAACUUAUAAAAACAAACCUAAGCAAAGACAAUCCCGAAAAGGGUGAAAAAGAGUGUGGGCUCAAUGUGGAGAUGGUGGCGAUCAAAGAGGAACAACAGGACUAUUUUGAAAGCGAAUUACAGCCGAUUGAAGAGGACGAUGAGGACGAAAAGCCUAAACAGUUAGACGAGAUGGAAGGGAUGGAAGAAGACUCAAUGCCUUUUGAAGAGAACGGAGCGUUCAUAUGCAGGAUCUGCGACCAGGAGUAUGUCGAGCUGUCCGAAUUUACAAAACACAGAGAGAGCCACGCGGUCGACUCUCUCUUCCACUGUCCCAGCUGCGAGAACUACUACGAUUCCAUCGACGAUUUGGAAGAACAUGUCUUGUCUUCGCAUAAAACAUCUCAGAACGAGAAUGUGCGCCUCCAGUGUAAAACGUGCAAAGCGACUUUUAAAUCUUUCAUACUACUCGCUUCUCACGGUUGUGAAUCGAUGCUUACGGUUCAUUCCAAUAAAUGCAAUAUUUGUCAUAAAACGUUCAGGUCGAAGGCACGACUUCAGUUCCACAUGAAGUUUCAUUCAGGCGCGAGGCCAGGCUAUUGCACACUUUGUAAAAAGACUUUCCCUGAUGAGGUGAAACUCUACAAGCACACAGUUUAUCUACAUUCUUCGAGGAUCGGACAUCAUUGUGACGAAUGUGGAAAGAUUUUCAGGUCUCAGAGCGCUUUGAAGUAUCAUCAGAGGGCGCACAUAGUCGAUAUGUUUUCUAAAUCCAUCUCGUGCGAGUGGUGCAAUAAAAGCUUCGUGUCAAAGAGUCUCCUCCAAUCGCACAUAACAUCUCAUCAUAAAAAUUCGAGUAAAGAAGCUUCCUGUUUCACCUGCAAGAUCUGCUACGAAGCCUUUCCCAGCACGUACGUAGCCGUCGCGCAUAUGGACGCAAAGCACAAAGAAGAGUGCAUGGAUGAGCCUUCGUACAGCUUCGAGAUGCACACGUUGAACCGUAUCUACACGUGCGAAUAUUGCGAGAAGUGUUUUGCCGAAGGUGCAACGCUCAAUAAGCACAGGGAAGCCCACACUUCUGACAUGCCAUACGAGUGCAAAUACUGCUCGGAGUCUUUCAGUUCUUUUGGAGAACAUACAGAUCACAAGUCGUCGCAUGUAGACAGAGACAUACCGUUAGAAUACAGCACGAAUUUUGUCAUCCCUUUGACCUUCCUUUGCGAAUACUGCGACAGGUGUUUUAUGAAUUAUAUAAAGUUUUCCGAACACCUGACCAUCCAUUACCACCCGGAGCCGUAUCAGUGCAGGAUCUGCAUAGCGAGGUUUAAGACCUUAGAAGAAGUGAUGGAGCACAGGGCGUCCCACCCUGAAUAUGCGACAAUAGACGAUAAUAAUUAUUACAGGCCUUUUGAAUGCCAUUACUGUAUAAAAUCGUUUGCCCUUGAAGACGCCCUGAUAAAGCACAUAAGGAUGCACACGGGGGAAAAGCCGUUUAUAUGCGAUCAGUGUGGGAAAGGGUUCUCGCAGAGUUCGGGGCUGUACACGCAUCAGAAGGUCCAUUCGAACGUCAGGCCGUACGACUGCCCGAUCUGCCCGAGGUCUUUCAAGAUCAAAGGCGACAGGGACGUUCACGUGAGGAAGCACUCGGGCGACCGGCCGUACAAAUGCGAGUUCUGCGGCAAGGCGUUCAUGACGCAGCACGUCUACAGCCAGCACCGCAAGAUACACACAGGCGAGAGGCCGUACAAGUGCGACGUAUGCGGGAUCUCUUUCAGGCGGUCGCAUGUCCUCACGGUCCACAAGCGCAUCCACACCGGAGAGAAGCCCAACAUUUGUGAUAUUUGCGGCAAGCGCUAUCGACAGAAAGGCGACAUGCUUAAGCACAGGCGCAUACAACAUUCAUUCCGCUGAUGAGCACCCGUCUGCCAUCAAGUGCCUUCUUGCCGCUUAAAAAACAUUUAGUUCAAUUUGUAAUUUAUUUAUUGAAUAUUUGACAAAUUAUCUAGUUCUACUCUUUGAAAUCUAUUACAAUCAAAUUUACAAAUAUAUAUAAUAAAUUAUUUAAUGUUUUAAUAUUAUUUUCAACAGUAACAAGUAGGAAUUUAUUUUUUAUGCAAUUAUACAAUGUAUAUAAUAAAUUUUUAAAAUGUAAACUAUUUAGUUACUAUCCCCAGAUACACAAAAUUAUCUAAAUCUUAUAAGCUUAUCUAAAUUGCUCAAAAAUGAAUAGGGAUAUUGCUAAUUGUGUAGUAUUUACUUUCCCUA
This is a messenger RNA of Cimex lectularius (bed bug), 5580 nucleotides long. RefSeq names its product zinc finger protein 91-like. Gene Ontology annotation, cellular component: nucleus. The coding region runs from base 34 to 5226 and encodes 1730 amino acids. The record is from RefSeq and is a predicted model, not a curated record. Gene Ontology annotation, molecular function: DNA-binding transcription factor activity; zinc ion binding; protein binding. The transcript is spliced from 2 exons. Lineage: Eukaryota; Metazoa; Arthropoda; Insecta; Hemiptera; Cimicidae. Gene Ontology annotation, biological process: regulation of transcription by RNA polymerase II.